Molecule: messenger RNA, 3686 nt
Organism: Neurospora hispaniola
Lineage: Eukaryota; Fungi; Ascomycota; Sordariomycetes; Sordariales; Sordariaceae
Exons: 3
Coding region: 200-3214 (1004 amino acids)
Biological process (GO): regulation of DNA-templated transcription; DNA-templated transcription
Molecular function (GO): DNA binding; zinc ion binding; DNA-binding transcription factor activity, RNA polymerase II-specific
Source: RefSeq, a predicted model, not a curated record
UUAAGUCCGCUGACAAACCGUUAGUACAACACAACAUCCACGCCAGCGUCUGACAAACCUCAACGGCGAGUAUCUACCUGCCUUACCUGGUAUCGUACAACCAAACCAACCUGUCAAGCCGUCGCCAAGGUGCCACAGGCCGAGACCCAAGUACCACUGAUCCUCUCCAUCUUCCCGACGCCAUCAGGCUUGAGGCGCAAUGACCUCCCCUCAAACAAGGCAGAAGCGGAAGAGAGCAUGCGACUCGUGUCACCGGCGAAAGAUCCAAUGUGAUAGCGCCGAUGUGCCCUCGUCCAACUGCAAUUGGUGCCAUCACCAUGGCAUGACAUGCACCUUCAAUCGCCGCUUGGUCGGACGAAAAACGUGGACUCGGAAUAGCACCAACUCAACCUCGACCCCCUCUGCCAGUGCCGGCCCCUCCUCCCCCUCCUCGGCUAUCGUCGACGUCGGUCCAGGUGUCGGCCCCUCUUCCUCCGAUCCCCGUCCCCCUAACGCAACCCAACCUCAGCCGCAUCCGUCACCACUCCCGCCUCACCCACAAUCACUGCCACCCCUGGCCGCCCAUCUUGGCAUCUCGUCUAGGCCAGGAUCGAACCCAGAUCUCAGCAACUCCCACCAUCGUCACUCAUCUUCUUUCGGUGGAUCGAUCGACGACAAGAUCCAUGCCCAGCACCUGGACCCUUACCAUCCACACUCGCAUUCAUCGUCCGCUGCCUCAACUCCUCCUUCAACAUCUGCCUUUACUCGUCCAACCUCCCGUUCUGGUCAUCACACCUUUCCAUUUUCGGUUCAUCCAAGUCCCCUGUCCCGCACCCAUUCCCCUCACGGCAGUGUCUCCUCGGACCACACAUACCAUACCCCUGCCCAGUAUCAACAUCAACAUCAACACCAACACCAAUCACAACAACACCAUCAUCAACAACACCAUCACCACCAUCACCAAGAACCAGAUCAAGUCCACCCCGUCUACACCCACUUCCCCGUCGCCAACCUCAACCUCACCCCCAACCCCGGCUGUGGAUCCUACUUUGGCAAGCUCCACUUCGCCGGCUAUCACUUGGGAGAAAUCUCCUCCUACAACGGCAUCCCCUUCUUCUCCGAAGACGGCCAAGCAUGGAUCCGUUCUCGUACCGGCCAACAGGCCUCCUUCCCAGCCAUAUGGGGUGACAUUCCCCCUUGGCAGACGCGGCCCAGCGCCGAUUCGGGUCUUCUCUGCAAGGUGGCAGAAAAGCCCAUAGAGCAGAUCGAACUGCCUGAUCGCAAAAUCGUCGAGCAAUAUCUCUCCUUCUUUAUAAGUUCCGAAUUCCGGCUGGCGUUUCCGCUGGUUGACCCGGUCUUGUUCAGACAGACGUUGGAUUUGGCUUAUGCACAUGGGCAAGGGGACAGGAAUGGGUUGGGUUUUGAGCAGAUCACCGCCAAGGCCUGCGUGUUUGCUUUCCUGUCGGUCAUUUCGCUGCUGGAGGUCGAGAGGACGCAGAGGUUCCCGGAUAUCCCCAACAUUGAUACGGAUAUGAUGGCUGCCAAGGCGCAGAUGCUUUUGCCGCUAACCAUCCAGGCGCUGGAUAUCACCAGUCUACAAGCGUCUUUUAUGCUCUGUCUGUACCAGCUCUUCUUGGGACAGGUCCAAUCAUCAGCUAUGCUUUUGGCGUUUGCUUGUCGGAUCAUGUUCAUGCUGGGCGGACAUAAACUGUCUAAUGCUUCCUGGCUACCAACUCCAGGGUCUGGUUCAGGGAGUGCAACGACCACACCGGCUUCGGCCCCCGUUGAUCUCGCAGACCGUAAACGCCGUCACCUCCGCAGGCUCUUCUGGCUCUGCUACAGCGUCGACACGGAUAUUUCUCUCCGAACAGGCCAACCCCCUUCGAUCGACGACGACCACUGCGACCUCUCCUUACCGCCAGGCUACCUCGAAAUCCAAUUCCUCGACCGUCGCGAGCUGGAAACCCUUAAGGAACGGCACUUUUCUUCCUUAAACUCCCACCCCAACUCUUAUCCCAGCAUGCCUUCCCCUUCUCCCUACCCCUACAGCCAAGGAGCAGGACCAUUCGUUUCUAAUAAUCCCUUCAAAGCCCCCGGUGGUCCUCCUCCCACAGCCAUGACAUCAGCACCCCAAGGACAUGGACAUGGAUUCGGACAUCCCUCCCUUGAAUUCCCCUACCUCCAACUAGACGAAACCUCCGUUCCUGCUUUACCAGGCGACCUCCGCCUAACGCUCAUCAAAUCCAAAACCUGCAAACUUCUGUACUCCGCCUCCGCCCUGCGCAAGUCCGACGCCGAGUUGCUGCGAGACAUCCGCGAGCUAGACGACGAGCUGGAAAGGUGGCGGCUAUCCGUGCCAGAAUGGUAUCGGCCUGCGUUGUCGCUAUCUAGGACUUCACGUGAGGGUCCUCCUCCGCGCGGCGGGGAUGAAACAGGUACAUGGUCAUCUCAUGGAUCUGGACGUGCCUCUGAGCUAGAUGAACGGGGACAGGGGGGGUACGGACAAAGUCAGAAGGGCCACGGAAAGACUGGUUACGACUCUACUACCAUGUCGGGAGGCGAAAGCGUUCGCACCAUCAUUAUCAACCUACAGUACCACCACCUGGUCGCCACCAUUCAUCAAGCGACUGGUCGCUGUCGAGCGUGGCAGAACCGGAGCUCGGUGCUAGAGGAAAGCAGCAUGAGCGCCGCAAGGACGGGGGAGAUGUUGAUGGAAGGCGUCAGCUCGAGCUUGGCGCUCAGUGUAGAAGCCAGUCGAUCGACACUUAUUUACCUGCGCUCUGUUACGCGUGCCUUGCUGGGUGAAGCGUUUUGGGUCAUAAUCCUCUACCCAAUGUCCGCAGUCAUGACCAUCUUCUGCUCUAUCCUACUUAACCCGCUCGAUCCCCAGGCCGAAGACGAUUUGAGACUACUGGAAUCCGCUCCAGAUUUGAUCAAGGGGAUACGUAUCCGUCGACUGACGCAUACGGAGCUGUUGCACUUGAAGACGGUGGAUGAGUUCAUGGGGGAGUUGAUGAGGUUGGGUGGGUGUGCGAUUCGACGGGCCAAGGAGGAGAAGAGGGAGAGGGAGAUGAGGGAUUUGGAGCGAAGGAGGAUGGGAGGGUUGGGGGGGUAUAGGGUGCCGGAGUUGUUGAGUGAGGGUAGUGGGGGGGUAAGACGGCGAGAGGGAUGGCGAUGGGGAGUGCUUGGGGGUGUUGGAUGGAAUACCUGUAAGGACUGUGAAAUGGCUCCCUGAAUCAUGUGUGUCUGUGUAGAGAAGUGAUGGUGGAUAUACUGGGGGCGUAUAAAAGGGCAUUUCAGGAUUGGGAGGGAAUUCAUGACCGCAGUGUUUUUGGUUUGCUUCGUUGGAUCUGUACAGGUACAGGUAGAAGAGGUCAUACUAGGUACUUGGAGACUGAGGUACUUGCAUUUCACUGGUUGAGUUCUCCUCCUUUAUCACUUCAUCAUACCAUGUCUUGUGCUAACAAUGUCCGCGUCGUUUAUUGUUCAUAACUGGUAUCAUGGGAUCAAGGAGGUGUUCUGUGCAACCUUUACGCUUCUUGAAAGAAAAGGAGGAACAAGUUCCUGAAAAUGGGCGUGGAAGAAAAGAUGUUGAUGGACAUAACCAGCCGUCCCAACAAACGCUCGGUUGGUUGAAAAUGCUUCUAUGACAACGCUCCGUGCGUAGUGUACUAUUGGUGGGCAGACAGUCGGUCGGUGUGAUGGUU